CGUUUCAGACUUCGAGAUUCGAAAGAAUUAUUAAUUUUCAAAUUUUCAAAAUGUAAAACUACAGCAGAAAAGUAAGAUCAAAGUAAGUAGGUUCGUCGAUAAAUAAGCUAGCAGUAGUUGCGCGCAAAGUUUGUAAUGAAAGGAGAAGGUAAAAUUGGCGGGAAUGAAUCAAGUAUCCUAAGACAUUUGAAAAAAAAGAAAAAAAAAAAACAUUAAAAAUUGCGAAAGGUAAAGUGCUUGUAAGGUAAACCGGCUCGUCUCACUUAGAUUCCAACAUGGAAUAGUUUGUAAGGUAGUCGAGCCGCAUUGUCGCGUCCGAAUCAUGCCGUGAGUGACCAGCAAACGAAAUGGCAAGAGUAUACGGUGUGUCGUGUGCGUGCUAUGAAGCUAUAUAAAUAAUACUUGGCGCGAACCCUGAUCAGUCGAGUUGCGGCGGUCGUACCUGUCGCAACACAAUAUAAUGCCUUGAGUACCAUAACAAACUUGAAACCGGUUGUCCUUUUUCGCAUCUUUCGCUACUUACCGUUCUCAAUUUACCUUAACCUUGCUUCGUGAUUGCAUCGUGACUAUCAUUUCUUUUAUUUCAAUAUUUCCCCAUUUUAUAUUCAUUCGACGCCACUUCCAGGUGAAUUUUUGUGUACAGAAGUGAUCCGUCAGGAUGUCGCACGAUAAUUUAGGAUUUACCUCGAGCACGGAUGCUCUGGAUACCAAGAAAUGGGUCGAUUCGUCGACGAAUAAUCGAACUAGUUAUGAUUCAGGACAGAAGAAGGGGAACGUCUAUGUCCUGGAGAUGGAGGAGAAGAAGAAGAGCGUGCAGGAGUGCCUGGAGGAUUACAAUCCUUACGAACACAGAGACGUGGAACAUCCAACAACGAACAUGGAAACGUUUAUCCAUUUAUUGAAAGGAAGUUUAGGAACAGGUAUUCUCGCUAUGCCCAAUGCUUUUCAUCAUUCAGGAUAUGCAGUUGGUAUAGUGUCCACUAUAGUCAUUGGUCUACUUUGUACUUAUUGUAUAAGAAUACUGGUCAGUUCGGAAUAUGAAUUGUGUAAAAGGAAGAAGGUACCUUCUCUAACUUACCCUGCCACCGCAGAAGCUGCACUCCUAGUGGGUCCAGCACCCUUUAGGCGAUUUGCUAAAACAUCAAUUCAUGUGAUAAACAUAUUCCUUAUGGUGUAUCAGUUGGGAACUUGCUGCGUCUAUACGGUAUUCAUUGGCAAGAAUUUACAUAAGGCAUUGGAUCCCUAUAUGCCAAACGUCGAUGUCAGACUGUACAUGUUGGCGAUGCUAUUGCCAUUGAUUCUUGUUAAUUGGAUCAGAAAUCUGAAAUUUCUGGCGCCGUGUUCGACCAUUGCUAAUUGCAUCACGUUCGCCAGUUUCGGUAUAAUUCUCUACUAUAUCUUCAGGGAGCCGUUGUCUUUCGAAAACCGGGAGCCGAUCGGUCACGUGGCGAACUUUCCACUAUAUUUCGGUACCGUGUUGUUCGCCCUGGAAGCUAUAGGCGUGAUUAUGCCGCUGGAGAACGAGAUGAAGAAGCCCAAGUACUUCAUGAAGUCCUUCGGUGUUCUAAACGUAGGAAUGGGUACCAUCGUAGCUCUGUACACAAUGAUCGGCUUUUUUGGAUAUAUCCGUUACGGUAGCAGUGUCUAUGGUAGCAUCACCUUGAACUUAGUAGACGAGCCUAAAGGACUUGCGUUGUCAGUACAGGUCCUUUUAUCAUUGGCCAUUUUUUUCACUCAUCCAAUUCAAUGCUACGUAGCGAUCGACAUCGUCUGGAACGAGUAUCUCGCGCCAAAUAUGGAGAAAAAUUCUCACAAACUCCUUUGGGAGUACGUCGUAAGGACAUCACUGGUUCUACUUACAUUCCUGUUAGCUGUAGUCGUUCCAAAAUUGGAAUCCUUCAUAUCUCUGUUCGGUGCUCUGUGUUUAUCCGGCCUGGGCUUGAUUUUCCCCGCCGUCAUUCAAACCUGCACGUUCUGGAACGUGUGCGAUGGUACAGAGAGGACCUUGAUGUUAGCCAAGAACAUGUCCUUGAUCCUGUUCGGAUUGCUCGGCCUCGUGGUUGGAACGUACACGAGUCUCCGGGACAUCGUAGGCGACUUCUCUUGAAUCGUUCAAAACGAAAUGUUAAAAGAGGAGAACACGAAGAUAGGUGACAAGAAGAGUUUUGAAGGAGAAGAGAAAAGAAGAGUGGUUGCUCUCUGUGAGCAAUACCAUGAGAUAAUGUGAUAUAGAUAGCAAAUACAAUCGGUUCUUUGAAAAGAUUGAACUGAGUCUGGUAUCGGAUGAGAUGAUCUUCUUGUUUGCCGGGGAUGUAUUUUAUAAAUACGCAUUGAUCGAGUUUGUUGAGCGAAAGAAAAGUAUCGGAUGAGAAAUAGGAAGGAAAAGGACGACUUAUUGUUUAGCACGUCCACGGUUGGAUGAAUGGCUCAAGGAUCGUGUUUCGUUGUAAAUCAUAUCACGAUCUAUGUUUUGUUGUUUUUCGUUUGUUCCUUCUGACACGGAAUCUAUUUUUAUCCUUUGUUUUACGGCCGUGUUUCUAUUUUUUAAUUGUCACAGACGAGAAAAUAUUUCAUUGGAAGACCCCGCGUGAUAUUUAAAUAUAAUUGGUUUAGAGAAUUCACGAAUAAAUCUAUUUAUAGAAACUAA
Molecule: messenger RNA, 2647 nt
Organism: Osmia lignaria (orchard mason bee)
Lineage: Eukaryota; Metazoa; Arthropoda; Insecta; Hymenoptera; Megachilidae
Product: proton-coupled amino acid transporter-like protein acs
Biological process (GO): amino acid transmembrane transport
Cellular component (GO): vacuolar membrane
Molecular function (GO): L-amino acid transmembrane transporter activity
Source: RefSeq, a predicted model, not a curated record